AUGCAUAUAGAACUCAAAGAGUUCGCACAAUCCGGAGAAAUUGAUAAUGAUGACAUCUCUCAAACAUCUACUAUUCAUAAUUGGAUUAGAAAAUAUUCAAGAGAAUUUAAUCACGAAGGGACAAUUAUUGCACUUGAAACAUUCAAUGCUAGUGGUUCUUCCUCAAAUGACCAAUAUUA
Dentiscutata heterogama is the source of this 179-nucleotide messenger RNA. The record is from the annotation of a GenBank genome assembly. NCBI's taxonomy places the organism in Eukaryota, Fungi, Glomeromycota, Glomeromycetes, Diversisporales, Gigasporaceae.